Molecule: messenger RNA, 2205 nt
Organism: Trichoderma citrinoviride
Lineage: Eukaryota; Fungi; Ascomycota; Sordariomycetes; Hypocreales; Hypocreaceae
Exons: 4
Coding region: 1-2205 (734 amino acids)
Biological process (GO): mitotic spindle midzone assembly; microtubule cytoskeleton organization
Cellular component (GO): mitotic spindle midzone; cytoplasm; spindle
Molecular function (GO): microtubule binding
Source: RefSeq, a predicted model, not a curated record
AUGGACACCAGCUACCUCUCCAAGCAGGUCAACCACAGCAUCAGCCAGCUGCACAGCCUUUUCGACGACAUUGGCGUCCCGGAUGAUGAGCGCGAGGCUCGAGAGUCUGAGCUGUUCCAAGCUCUGUCGGAAGCGCUCAACAAUCACCUGCGUCUGGUGUCGUCGGAGAAGAAGGGAUUGAUUGACGAGGCCAAGAAGAUUGCCACAGCAACUCGGCAGAUGGAGUUAUCGAUGAGUGACUCCAAGCAGCGAAGAAAGAAUUCGAACGAGGGGAGCAUGAAGGUUUCGUACCCUUUGAUGCAGUGCUUGCAGACCCUCAAAAAGAAGCAUGACGAGGUACAGAGGGUGCACAGCGAACGGGUUGUGCAAGUGCAGAAGCUCGCCGAGGCCCUCGAGUCUUACUCGUCACACCUAGAGCCCGAAUUUGUCAAAAUCGCCCUCCCGCCCACUGGACCCAAUGAGACCGUCCCCCUCACAUUUGACCUUUCGCCAUCCUACGUGGACCGCCUCGACGCGGAGUUUACGCGAGUGUAUGAAGAGUACAAUCGCCGGCUCUCCGUGGUGGAAACACUGGGCGACGAAAUUAUCCAGCUCUGGGCCGAACUCGGCACUCCCCAAGCCCAGCAGGACACGGCCAUUAUUAAGUACUACCGGGAGUCCCCUGAGCAGCUUGGCCUCCACCAAGAAGACAUUCGGAGUUUGCAAGCCAAGCACGACAAGCUGUCCGAGGAAAAGAAGAGCCGCGAAGAGAAACUAAAGCAGCUCAAAGCCAGCGUCGAAUCGCUGUGGGAGAAGCUGGGCAUCGAUGAAGAGGAGACCAAGGCUUUCUUGAACGCCAACAGAGGCUGUGGUAUUCGACAGAUCAACGAGUUCGAGGACGAAUUGGAACGAUUAAACGAAGUCAAGCGCCAGAAUCUCCACAUCUUCAUCGACGACGCGCGCGUCAGACUUCAGGAGCUCUGGGACGCCUUGUACUUUUCCGAGGACGAGAUGCUCGAGUUCACGCCCGCCUUCUCUGACGUUCACACGGAUGCGCUGCUUGAGGCUCAUGAGCGCGAGGUUGCUCGCCUGGAGGCGUUGAAGGAGCAACGCGCGCCAAUUCUCAACCUGGUCGACAAGCACAAGGCCUUGAUGAAGGACCGAGACGAACUCAUCGCCGCAAGCCAAGAUGCAUCCCGCCUUAUGCUGCGUGGCCAGAAGGGCGAAAAGCGGGAUCCUGGAAAGUUGCUUCGCGAGGAGAAGAUGCGCAAGCGCAUUGCCAAGGAGCUCCCCAGAGUGACGGCCGAAGUGCGAAAGGCACUCGAGCAGUGGGAGGAAGAGUACGACCGACCUUUCCUGGUGUACGGCGAGCGAUAUCUCGACGAGGUGGACUCUGUGGAUGCAAAGCAGCCUCCCCAGCGAUCCAGGACGCCAGCCGGUCCUCCUCCCUCAUCUGCCAAGAGCCUGAUGAAGUCGGUGUCAUCCUCGGCGAUGAGGCCCACCACUGCCAGCAAGCCCCCGCGUUCCUCCGUCAUGGAUACGGGUCGUGGCGGCAGCCCAAGCAAACAGCCCAUGGCAAGGGCUCCUCUGUCCAAGAUGAAAGACGGCAACAAUUCGCCAGAGCGGCCCAAGGCGCAACUUCAGCGCAAGAUGGACGCCCUGCGCACUGGAGGCUCUGUGCGAAUUCCCCCGCCGCCCAAGAUGCGAGACCUGAGAUCAGUGGCCUCGCUGGAGGCGCCAUUGAACACGUACAAAUCGAUGGGCCUGAACUCAAGCAUCGUCCGCGCGGUCGACCCUGAGGAUGUCUACGAUGACCGGUCGCAGACGGGGAGUAACAUGUCGCAUCAUCGGCAGAACGGCUACUUGGAAGAGGAGUACGACGACCACUACUCGUCCGUGCGAGGGGUGCCGCGGUAUCCCCAGGCUCUGCGAGAAAGACACAUGUCCAGCGCAUCCACCACAUCCACGGUCGUUACCGGCUCCGAGAACUGGGAGACGUACGACGACAACAGCGAGCCAGAGCUGGACGUGUCGGGUGCAUACUUUGCCAAGCUCCGAGCCGCCCGGGGCAAGCGAGGGGAGCCCGAACAGGGCCAUCGGCCUACUAGCAGUACGGCAAAGCGCACUCGCGGUGUUCCUGCGUCGUACGGGGCGCCCGUCAUGAUUGAUCAGGACGGAAACCGCAUCGCAUCGGGAAGCGAAUGGGCAGACGAAGAUAGCUUAUAA